Messenger RNA from Rhizophagus irregularis DAOM 181602=DAOM 197198, 1665 nucleotides. The record is from RefSeq and is a predicted model, not a curated record. Lineage: Eukaryota; Fungi; Glomeromycota; Glomeromycetes; Glomerales; Glomeraceae.
AUGAAAGCAAUCCCUUUUCAUUUACCAAACAAUCCAAACAUGGCAUGUUCAAAAAUAUUUCCAGGAGAUUUACCUGAAAUAACAGAAGAAAUUAUGCAGUAUCUUAGAAAAGAUUUUUCAACAUUAUAUUCAUGUAUUUUAGUUAAUAGAUUAUGGUGUCGUCUAGCAAUUCCAUUAUUGUGGGAAGAUCCAUUUUCAGCUCCUACUCGAAAUUAUCAUUGUAUUAAAACUUAUUCUUGCUUUUUUAGUGAAGACAGCAAAGCAAAAUUUAAUGAAUAUGAAAUUAAUGAUAAUUUAUUAAUUUCAAAUACAUUAUUCAAUUAUCCUAGUUUUAUUAAAUACUUAGAUAUAGAUAAAAUUUGUGAUUCUAUUAAAUAUUGGGGUGGUACUUUAGGUGAUAAAUACAAUUUUGAGUUAGGAAAGUUAAUUUAUAGGUCAUUAUUUGAAGUGUUUAUUGAAAAUGAAGGAAAUUUAAAUUCUUUUGUAGCUGUGCUGAAUUUGCGUGUUGUUCAUGAAUAUUUUGUGGAUAAUAUGGAUUUGAUUUUACAAAAUUCAAAUCUUACAUACAAUAUCAGUAAUUUAUACUUAGAAUUUAUUCCUAAAGUUAUUCAAGAUUAUAUUCCAUUUUUGACAUUUUUAUGUUCUAAUUGCAAAUCAAUCUCAUCGAUUGUUUUUAAAUUUUUUAAAUAUAAAAUUGAUAAUCAUACAUUAAUUACAUUAAUUGAAUAUUUAUCAAAAAUAAUUAUUUCCCAACAAAAUCUUCAAAAAAUUUCAUUUAUAUAUACUAUCAAACCAUUUUUAUCAUUAAAAAAUUCUAAUUGUUCAAAUACUUUAAAUACAAUUAUAUUUUGUUAUGUUGAUUUUAAUAGUAUAAUUAAUAAUUUACAAGAAGUUUUUAAUCAAUUGAAUGUUUUAGAAUCUAUUCAUAUUAUUUAUUGUCAUUCUUUAAAUUUUAAUUUUGUUCAACAAAUUAUUAAGGUUAUUAAACCUUUUAAGUUGAGAUCUUUGUUUAUGGAUGAAAUAUUACAUAUUGAAUCAUUACUAUUAUUAUUACAAAAAUUUAGUGAUUGUUUAGAAAAUUUUGGAUUUGGAUAUACAAGUGAAGAAUAUAAUGAACCAAAACAAAAAUUAUUUGAAUUUAUUAUAAAAUAUUGUAAAAAGAUUGGAUAUUUUGAAUCAGGUAUGCCUGAUUAUGAUAAUAUUUACUUAUUCAUUGAAAAUAAUCAACAUAAUAGUAUUAAUUAUCUUACUUUUGAUGUGGAUUAUUCCGAUAAUUAUACCCUUUAUAAUAAAUUAAGUUCAACUGUGUUACAAAAUUUAGGUCAGGUUCUUCCUUCUAAAUUAGAAUAUUUAUGCUUAUCUCUUAUUUUUAUGAAAAGUGAUUUGGAAAUAUUUUUAAAAAAUUCACAAAAUACUUUUAUUAAGAAAUUAUUAUUUAGAAAUAUAUUUAUUGAAGAUGGAAAUAUUUUAUUUUGUAUAAAGAAAUAUAUUAUAAAGAAGGAAAGGGUUAAAUAUUUGGCUAUAUUGGGUGUUGAUGAUGAUGUGGAUGAAUUGUUUUCUUUAAAAGAUGAAGUAAAUGAAUUUAAAUUACAUAAUAUUAUAGUUCAAAGUUAUGAUGAUUUAUAUAUUAGUGAACAUGAUUAUAUAAGUAAUCAUUUACAAUAA